AUGAGUUCUUCUUCAUCGUCAGCGAAGCCUGAUGUGACCUUGAGCCUCACCUUGCCAUCCUCCCCAGCCCAUGAGACCUUCAAGCCUGAGGAGAGAGGCCUGCUCCUCAUCCAGCUCCUGCUGUCAUGCACCAGGAACGCGUCGUCGAACAACCUCCACUGGGCCGACGCCUGCCUCCAGAGGAUAUUGGAGCUCUCCUCUAUGACCGGCGACCCCAUGCAGCGGCUCGCCGCCUGGUUUGCCUCCGCCCUCGCGGUCCGCAUCGUCAAACGCUGGCCGGGAAUCUACAGGGCGCUGCUGAGCCAUGCUGAGCGGGAUGGGCCGACAGCCCCUCCGGCCCGGCCCAUCCUUGCUCCGGCCUUCCCAUGCCUUGCUUUCACCUGUGCCGUCGUAGCCCGGAUCUUGCUUCGAGCCCUGGCCGGGGAGCGGGCGGUUCACAUUGUGGAUCUGGGCUCAGGUGACCCGGAAUUGUGGGUUCCUCUCCUCAGGGGCCUAAGCCAAGGGCCAGAUGGGCCUCCUCAGUUUAGGCUGACUUGUGUGUCCGCUAGAAGAGAUGUUUUGGACAUUUUGGGUCAUGCCCUUGUCAAAGAGGCUGAGAUCAUGGGCAUGCCCUUUCAAUUCAACCCUGUGAAUGUGUCCUUAAGAGAGCUGACCGAAGAAAUGCUCCGACUGAGAUCAGGAGAGACGUUGGCAGUAGUGUCAAUGCUGGGCCUCCAUGCUCUACUAGCCGAAGAGGACAGAAUAGAUGCAGACUUUGGAAUGAUCAAGAGUGAUUCCGUCAAGGAAUCCAAGCGAGUGGGCGAAUUCCUGAGCAUGGUCCAGUCGGCAUCACCGAGAGUCUUCUUCCUGGUCGAGCAGGAAGCCGACCACAACGCGACCCGCCUGGUCGACCGGUUCGUCGAGGGCCUGCACUACUACAGUGCGGUGUUCGAUUCAAUAGACGCUGCCCUCGGGGGCAGCUGCCCCGAGGAGCGGCUUGCCCUGGAGGAGAUGUUCGGGAGGGAGAUCGAGGACAUCGUCUCUUGCGAGGGCUUGGAGAGGGAGAAGAGGCACGAGAGGUUCGCGAGGUGGGCGGUGAGGCUUGCCUAGGCCGGGUUCAAGCCGGUCCGGCUGUGGCUUAACGCCAUGGAGGAUGCCAAGGUCGCAGUUGAGGCCCAUCUCCGAGAUGGCUACAAAGUCGUGACCGAGAGGGCUUGCACCAUGAUCUGUUGGCAUGAACGACCGCUCCUGGCGGUGUCUGCAUGGAGUUGUUAGGCCAUGAAUCUAUUUCUAUAAUUCCUUUUGUCCUGUUACUUUUGAAGUUGUGUGUAAUUAU
Eucalyptus grandis is the source of this 1315-nucleotide messenger RNA. Its product is annotated as scarecrow-like protein 3. Gene Ontology annotation, molecular function: DNA-binding transcription factor activity; sequence-specific DNA binding. NCBI's taxonomy places the organism in Eukaryota, Viridiplantae, Streptophyta, Magnoliopsida, Myrtales, Myrtaceae. The transcript has a single exon. The record is from RefSeq and is a predicted model, not a curated record. Gene Ontology annotation, biological process: regulation of DNA-templated transcription. Gene Ontology annotation, cellular component: nucleus.